AUGCGGCAGCCAGUCCCUGUUGAGCAAAGGGUUGCUAUUGCAAUCUGGUGGCUGGCCAACACCACAAACUACAGGCUGAUGGGAAACCAAUUUCGCCUGGCUCGCUUGACGGUGGCAGGCAUCGUGCAAGAGGUCACACAGGCUAUUGAGGAGGAUCUGAUUAACCGUGCAGUCUACCUUGGUUCUCACGAUCGGAUUAUGCAAGCUUUCGUGACAAUGGGUUUCCCAAAUUGCGUGGGUGCCGUGGAUGGGUGUCAUAUACUAAUCCACGCCCCGCCCAGACUCUCAGACAACUACAUCAACCGGAAACGUUUCUACUCCAUUCUUCUUCAGGGCACAGUGGACCACACCGGUUGCUUCACGGAUGUGGUGAUAGGUUACAGUGGCAAGUGCCAUGAUGCCUAUUUUCUAUGGUGCUCCAACCUGAUAGACCUGAUGGAUUCUGGUGAUUGGGUUCCUGGCAAUCCCAUGGUGACAAUCCAGAAUGUGCAGGUUCCUCCUCUGAUCCUGGCUGACGCAGCCUACCCUCUGAGAUGUUGGCUAAUGAUGCCUUACACUGGGCACCUGACACCAGAGCAGGCUAGGUACAACGCGGCACAUAACAAGUGCAGAAAUGUUGUGGAACUUGCCUUCGGAAGGUUGAAGGCACGAUGGCGUUGCCUGAACUCAGAGAUCCCCGUGGACAUUAGCAAUGUCAAUGCAAUAGUUGCCUCCUGCGUCAUCUUACACAACCUCUGUGACGUGAGAGGCCAUGAUGCUGUGAUGCUCCCAGAAGACACUCCUCCAGUGGUAGUUCAGGAUGAUGAUGAAGGAGUGGACGACCAUGUGGAUGAGCGGCAGCUGGAGAUGGGUCGUGCUCUCCUGGCGGUGCUGAAAACCGUUCGCCUGGACAGCUCCUGGCAGCGCAACUUCUUAUGCUCCAUGGCCGAGAUGGGCGUCAUGCGGGAUGACGGGAAAGCAACAAUAUUCGAUUGGUAA
Molecule: messenger RNA, 978 nt
Organism: Heteronotia binoei (common prickly gecko)
Lineage: Eukaryota; Metazoa; Chordata; Lepidosauria; Squamata; Gekkonidae
Exons: 3
Coding region: 1-978 (325 amino acids)
Source: RefSeq, a predicted model, not a curated record